AUGGCACUGAGCGAAAACUGCAAAACGCAACCUGCAACGGGGCAAACCCCUCCAUCGGAUGUUAUUGAGCUAAACGUAGGUGGACAGGUGUAUUACACUCGCCAUGCCACCUUGACAAGCUUUCCAAAUUCCUUACUUGGGAAUCUGUUCUCGAACAAGAAGGGGUCCUCAAAUGACUUGUCCCGGGACCUCAGAGGACGUUAUUUUAUUGACAGAGAUGGCUUUUUGUUUCGGUAUGUAUUGGAUUAUCUUAGAGACAAGCAAGUUGUCCUCCCUGACCACUUCCCCGAGAGAGGAAGGUUGAAAAGAGAGGCGGAAUACUUCCAGCUGCCAGAUUUGGCCAAACUUUUAUCUUCCGAUGAUUCUAAACUAUUUCCAGACGACUUGUGCUACAGUGAUUUCGAUGAUGAGUCGCAGGGCAGCGACCAGAGGUUUUACCCCCCUUACUCACUGGACAGGAGGUAUGGCUACAUAACGGUCGCUUUCAAAAGCGCGUGCGCUGACGGAGGCAGAGAAAGUCAAAUUGAUGUCAAGGCCAAAAAGUUACCGAGGAUCUUCAUCAGCAGUAGAAUUGGCUUGGCGAAAGAAGUAUUUGGAGACGCCCUGAAUGAGAACAGGGACUCGGACAGAACACCGGACCGUUACACCUCCAGGUUUUACCUCAAGUUCAGGCACCUGGAGAGAGCAUUUGACAUGCUGUCAGAGAGCGGCUUUCACAUUGUGGCCUGCAAUUCGUCCCUGACUGCUUCCUCCAUCGCUCAUUACGCGGAUGACAGGGUCUGGUCCAAUUACGCACAGUACAUCUUCUACCGUGGGUCCUCAAGGUGGUUGUCCUCACACAAAAGCGAGCGUGAAGGAGAGAGCGGCACUUCCUUCAAUGAGCUCUCCACUUCCUGUUCUGAGACCCAGUCGGAGGCCAGUUCCCCUCAAGGAACCGUGAUCUGUGGUCCCGUGAGCCGGCGCACCAAUGUCCAGACGCUGGACCGUCCCAUGCCCAAAGGACCAGUUCACAUGCUGCAGCAGGCAGAGAUGCGCCGCAAGACUGACAUGCUACGAGUGAGAACCUUCGGGGUCCGAGAACGAGAGGCCGCAAAAAGGAAAGCCAACAAGGAGAAGAUGACUCCAGAGCAGGAGCUGGAGAAAUGCAUCCAGGAGUUCCGGCGCAUCAGAAUUCCUGAUCGCUUUCCGGAGAGGAAGUACAUGUGGCAAUCAGAGCUCCUGAGAAAGUACCGUCUCUAAAUAUGAGUGGGAAGAAGAAGAAAGAGAUGGAAGUAUCAUGUCACCAUCAAUGGAGAGUAUUAACUGCAUAGGCAAUAGACUGCACUCUCUAAGGCACAUACUGUAUUAGAAAAAAACUAUGGCCACUUUCCCGCCAGCAUGACUAGCUGAGCACACAAAGUACAAGGCAGUGUGAGUCAUUGAUUUGUAAAGUAUGCACAGUGUUGUGGAUGAUAUGCACAUGUGUAAAUCAGGUUACUCCUGUUGGGGCUUACAUCACUGACCCUGUUCUCACUUCAGAUAGCAGACAGUGUACUAACUACUAUUAUAUCACUAGUUGAAGCAACAAAGCAACCUCAGGGGCAACAUCAUUUCAAAUCAUCAACCUAUCACAUUUACUUUAUGUGCAAUUGCCCACAAUAGCGAUUUUUUUAAAAUGGAUGUACCCAUAUGGUGCUGAGAGUUAGCAAUGGAAUAUCACUAUAGCCUACUCCACUGAUAACACAUAUACUUAAACAAGGCUUUGAUAUCGGCACUGCAUGUCAU
This is a messenger RNA of Perca flavescens (yellow perch), 1764 nucleotides long. RefSeq names its product BTB/POZ domain-containing protein KCTD16. Gene Ontology annotation, cellular component: postsynaptic membrane; presynaptic membrane; signaling receptor complex. Bases 1 to 1239 code for a protein of 412 amino acids. Gene Ontology annotation, biological process: regulation of G protein-coupled receptor signaling pathway; protein homooligomerization. The transcript is spliced from 2 exons. The record is from RefSeq and is a predicted model, not a curated record. Gene Ontology annotation, molecular function: protein binding. Lineage: Eukaryota; Metazoa; Chordata; Actinopteri; Perciformes; Percidae.